AUGUCCGAAGAGGAACCGAAAACGGAGAAGCAACUGAUUCGCCAAGCGGAGAAGGAGCGGAAAAAGAAGGAAAAGUUGGAGAAAGAACUGAAGAAGAAGAGAGAAGGUUUAGCGUCGUCAUCGGGAGGAGGAGGCUCGGUUGUAACGGUGCACGCGUCGCAAACGCCUCCGGUUCACUUGGAUGCCGUCUCCGGCACGCGAGACUUCUUCCCCGAGGAGUUUCGAUUGCAAACGUGGUUGUUUGAGAAAUUCCGGAAAUGUGGUCUCAGAGCAGGGUUCGAGGAGUACGACGCGCCGGUGUUGGAACGGCAAGAGUUAUACAAACGGAAAGCCGGGGAGGAGAUCACGCAACAGAUGUAUUCGUUCGUGGAUAAAGACGGGGUGGAAGUGACGCUGAGACCGGAGAUGACGCCGACGUUAGCGAGGAUGGUGUUGUCGAGAGGCGCGUCGAUGAUUUUGCCGCUGAAGUGGUUUUCGAUACCGCAGUGUUGGAGGUUUGAAGCCACGCAGAGAGGAAGGAAAAGAGAGCAUUAUCAGUGGAACAUGGAUAUUAUUGGGUGCAAGGAAAUAACCGCGGAGGUGGAGUUGUUGAGCGCGGCGGUGGAGUUUUUUAAGAGCUGCGGGAUUACGAGCGCGGACGUCGGGAUUAAAGUGAAUUCGAGGAAAGUCAUGCAAUCGAUGUUGACGAUUAACGACGUGCCGGACGAGAUUUUCGCGCCGACGUGCGUGAUAUUGGACAAGCUAGAUAAGAUUGGCGCCGAGGCGGUGGUAAAGGAGUUGACGGAGACGUUGGGGUUACCGAGAGAAACCGCGGAGAACGUGGUGAAGACGUUGAGUUGUAAAACGGUCGAGGAGUUGGAGGAAAUGGCCAGAGAGGCGAUCGAGGUAAGUAGCGGUGGUGAUGAUGGUGAUAAUACUAAUAGCAAUACGAAAGCCGUGGACGAUUCAUCCAUACGCGAGUUGAAAGAAUUGUUCAAACUGGCGGAGGAGUACGGUUUCGGCGACUGGCUCCAAUUCGACGCUUCCGUCGUGAGAGGAUUAGCGUAUUACACCGGCGUCGUCUUUGAAGCGUUCGAUAAAGCCGGCGAGUUGAGAGCGAUCGCCGGUGGUGGUAGAUACGAUAAGUUGUUAUCUUUGUACGGAGCGACGACGCCGGUACCGGCGUGCGGGUUUGGUUUCGGCGAUUGCGUCAUCGUCGAACUUUUGAAGGAGAAAAAUUUACUCCCAAACGUCCAAAAAAGGGUUGAUUUCUGCGUCUGCGCGUAUAACAAAGACAUGCAAGGCAAGGCGAUGAAAGCGGCGGGUUUGUUGAGGCAGACUUCUCCUCCUUCGAAUGGUAGUGGUGGUGGUGGUGGUGGUAGUAGUAGUAACGAUGAUGACGGAGAUGGAAACAUUAAUAGCGCCGACGAAAACAAAAGACUCGUCGUCGUCGACGUCCUCCUCGAACCGAAAAAAAAAGUCGCGCAAACCUUCGAUUACGCCAACCGCAUCGGCGCAAGAUACGUCGUCUUCGUCGCCCCUUCGGAGUGGGAAAACGGAUGCGUCCGCAUAAAAGAUUUACGAGCGGAAGAGUACGCCGAAGACGACGCCGAUAAACAAGUCGACGUGAAAAUCGAAGACUUAUGGAACGCUUUAGAGCAGAUGCGAGAGAAUGAAAAUCGCGUGCGAGCGAGGAGAGGGUUCGCUUCCCUUUAG
This is a messenger RNA of Bathycoccus prasinos, 1695 nucleotides long. Its product is annotated as histidyl-tRNA synthetase. The record is from RefSeq and is a predicted model, not a curated record. Gene Ontology annotation, biological process: histidyl-tRNA aminoacylation. The transcript has a single exon. Bases 1 to 1695 code for a protein of 564 amino acids. Gene Ontology annotation, cellular component: cytoplasm. Lineage: Eukaryota; Viridiplantae; Chlorophyta; Mamiellophyceae; Mamiellales; Bathycoccaceae. Gene Ontology annotation, molecular function: ATP binding; histidine-tRNA ligase activity.